Molecule: messenger RNA, 1840 nt
Organism: Cajanus cajan (pigeon pea)
Lineage: Eukaryota; Viridiplantae; Streptophyta; Magnoliopsida; Fabales; Fabaceae
Source: RefSeq, a predicted model, not a curated record
UACUAUGAUUUGAUGAUUCUCUGUAGCGGACGCAGCCUUAGCCGCCGUCAGCGCUAGGCAAAGAAAGAAUCAAAUUCGACUCCUAAGUCUUAAGUCUUAACUCGCAUGCUAUGCAGCUUUAUGCUAUUGCUAGUAACUGCCCAUAUAAACUCAUGAGAUUCACGCCUUCUUCCAAAUUCUUAGCCUUUUCUAAUCCCUUUUACAAACCCUCUUUCCCUUUCCCUCCAACCCCGAACUUCGCAUCUUCCAUUACCGCCACUAUGUCUACUGUUUCCACUCAAAACGACGCCGUCACCCACAAAGCGCAUCAACCUUUGCAGAUUGCGAAGCGCUUAGAGAAGUUUCAGACAACAAUCUUCACACAAAUGAGCUUGCUUGCCAUCAAGCAUGGAGCCAUAAACCUUGGUCAAGGCUUUCCCAACUUUGAUGGUCCAGAAUUUGUAAAGGAAGUGGCGAUUCAGGCAAUCAGGGAUGGGAGAAAUCAGUAUGCCCGGGGUUAUGGAAUUCCAGAACUGAACCUUGCCAUUGCUGACAGAUUUAAGAAAGAUACUGGACUAGUGGUAGACCCUGAAAAGGAAGUUACUGUUACAUCUGGAUGCACAGAAGCAAUUGCUGCAACUAUAUUAGGAUUAAUAAAUCCUGGUGAUGAGGUUAUCCUCUUUGCUCCUUUUUAUGAUUCUUAUGAGGCCACUUUGUCCAUGGCUGGUGCAAAAGUAAAAGGCGUCACUUUGCGCCCUCCAGAUUUUGCUGUUCCUCUUGAAGAGCUGAAGUCUGCUAUCUCAAAGAAUACCCGUGCCAUUCUUAUAAAUACCCCUCACAACCCUACUGGAAAGAUGUUCACUCGAGAGGAGCUCAAUGCCAUUGCAUCUCUUUGCAUUGAGAAUGAUGUUCUAGUUUUCACUGAUGAAGUUUAUGAUAAGUUGGCAUUUGAUAUGGAGCACAUUUCCAUGGCUUCUUUGCCUGGAAUGUACGAAAGGACCGUGACAAUGAAUUCCUUGGGGAAGACAUUCUCCUUGACAGGAUGGAAGAUUGGUUGGGCCAUAGCACCCCCACACUUAACAUGGGGAGUGCGACAGGCACACGCUUACCUUACUUUCGCAACCUCCCAUCCUUUUCAGUGUGCUGCUGCAGCUGCUCUUAGAGCCCCAGACUCUUACUAUGCAGAGCUGAAGAGGGAUUAUAUGGCAAAGAGAGCUAUCUUGGUUGAAGGAUUGAAUGCUGUCGGCUUCAAGGUAUUCCCAUCCAGUGGAACCUACUUUGUGGUUGUAGAUCACACCCCUUUUGGACUGGAAAAUGAUGUUGCAUUUUGUGAAUAUCUUGUUAAAGAAGUGGGAGUGGUGGCAAUCCCUACCAGUGUAUUUUACUUGAAUCCUGAAGAGGGAAAGAAUCUAGUCAGAUUUACCUUCUGCAAGGAUGAGGAUACUAUUAGGUCUGCUGUUGAGAGGAUGAAAGAGAAGCUUAGAAAAUGAUCCCAAUGCAUUAUCAAGUCAUGAUAUGCAUUGGAUUGAAGACAUAUUUACCAUUGUAGAAAGCCCGAAUGUAGGAUUUUAAUAACUUCUGGUUCAUUGAAUUGGAUGCCGGGCAGUCUUUAGUAACUACCAAUUUCUUAUCUGUCUAUUUUUUUUUUCUUCCCUGACAUCGAUCGUUUAAUGACCAGAAAUCAUGCCCUAUCAGCUAGUAAGUGAUGCCAUUCAGAUAUGUAACUUUUACAUUUAUGAGUUUUAUUUCCAUGAACCAUGAUCACGUUCUUGCUGAACCUUAUAUCCCCUGGUUCUCUAGCCUUUUCUUUCUUUCGUUUGGAUGCAGGGGAUCAAUAAUAAAACGGCAUAUGACCCCUUAA